This is a messenger RNA of Argiope bruennichi, 3976 nucleotides long. RefSeq names its product rho-related GTP-binding protein RhoU-like. Gene Ontology annotation, molecular function: GTPase activity; GTP binding. The record is from RefSeq and is a predicted model, not a curated record. The transcript is spliced from 3 exons. Gene Ontology annotation, biological process: small GTPase-mediated signal transduction. Bases 210 to 938 code for a protein of 242 amino acids. Lineage: Eukaryota; Metazoa; Arthropoda; Arachnida; Araneae; Araneidae.
CACGUUCGGAUGCGUUUCCGAGUUUUUCACUACCUGUGUGCGUCGGAGUUCUACCUCUCGGUUUAGAAGAAAAUGUGUUUAGAAACAAUGGAAGGCUCUUGAUUCGUUUGCUAGUUUGAACACUGAGUUCGAAACGUUCUCAUAGGAACCUCCAUUUUUAAAUAAUGAGCUUACACGUUCUGAUCUACGGCUGAGGUCGAAAUAGUAAAAUGACAACCUUAAUAGAAAAAGGAACUUCUAAUGUAGCACCUGCCUCUGCAGACAAUUGUAUUCAACGAGUGAAGUGUGUUUUAGUGGGAGACGGUGCUGUAGGUAAAACGAGUUUAGUAAUUGGGUAUACGACAAAUGGGUACCCGAAAGAAUACAUGCCCACUGCUUAUGACAAAUAUUCAGUCAUUGUAAAUGUGAAUUACAAGCCUAUACAACUGCAAAUCUGUGAUACUGCUGGCCAGGAUGAUUUCGAUGCUUUGCGUCCUCUCUGCUAUCCUCACACGGACGUCUUCCUCCUCUGUUUCAGUGUGGUCUACCCUACCUCUUUCUACAACAUAUUCGAAAAAUGGAUAUAUGAAGUAAGGCAUUACUGUCCAAAGGUACCCAUAGUGUUGGUGGGAACCCAAAGCGAUCUCAGAACGGACAUUAAUGUUCUGAUUGAACUUGCCGAAUACAAAGAAGAACCUGUGAGUGUGCAGCAAGCCAAGCACCUUGCUGCUAAGAUUGGUGCUGUAGCGUACAUAGAAUGCUCUGCUAUGACUCAAAGAAAUCUGAAGGAGGUCUUCGAUACGGCAUUGAUGGCUGCCUUGAGAACUCCCAAGUUCGAUUCCAUGAGCAAUGGCGUAUGUCCUCAGGGUAAAUCCAACUGUGAUCCAAACCACAAGAAGUGCUCGUCUAGUCAGAAAAGACGAAAGAAAGGAUUGAGAAAAUUGUGGUGUUUUUCUUGAAUCUUGUGUGAUAUGUUAUGCUGUUCUUUCAGAGUUUUUUUAAAUGUUAAAUGAAUGUUUAAAAUGUGCGAUGGAUGGAAGAAGAAGACGUUUUAACUUAUUGCCCAACACUGUUAUUUUUUGUGCGUGGAACCUUGUUUUUUUUUUAUGUGUGUUUUACUUUGUUACUUACAUUAUUUUUUAAAAAAUACUUCUGGUAUGAUGGUGAAAUAGAAAUUCAUUUUUUUAGAAUAGUAUUUUAUUUUAGCAAAUUUUUGUUAGGGAAAAAGUUAUUUUUUAACUAUUGUAUUAAUAUGUCACACUUUUGUAUAUGAUUUUUUUGAAGAAAUUUUCUUUUGUCAAAUCUCGUUACAAAGCCAACUCACAAUAUUGAAUACUGAUCGCAGCUGUCUCUAGUGAAGAAGUUUAUUGUCAUUACGUGCUAAAAUAAUAGCAAGUAAUAACAAUAAUAAAUCAUCAUAUUUUCAAAAGAAAUUUAUAACUUUUAUUAUCGUAAUUAUUUACUUCUUAAAAUAAAAUUUUAAAAAAAACUUUUUGAGAUAUGAAUGGAACAAUCUAUGUUUUUAAACACUAAAAUUAUUCUCAAUAAGCUAAUAAAUUCAAUUUCUCAGAAUAUAGAUUUUUUUUUGUACUCUCAGAGAUGUUCACAAAACAAUUGUGGGGAUUGAUAUGCAAUUACAGCUUAUUAAAACCAUUAGAUAGUUGAAUAAUUGACUUAACACAUGGAAAUUGACUCAUUUCAAUUUAGUUUAACUUCCUGUUUUAAAGCUAACCAAAGAUUAUUCUGAAACGGAUUACGUAAUUUUGAACUAAGGUCAUAUAAUGGAGCCAGCACCUACAAAGUUAACCCUAUUCUCCAAAUUUCUUUACCACAGUAAAAUGAAGACGACAGAUUUAGUGUUCGCCAGUCACAUAUACGGCGGAACUUCCGGUAUAUCAGACCAGUUUUAUCGAACCUGAAACCUUAACAGUAAGCCAUACCUGCCUUAUACCAUAAUAAAUAAGUAACGUUCGAUUGGAUAGUUAGAAAAGUACUUUUAAUAUAUAUAUAUACAAGAAAUAAAGAGAAUAAGGUCGGAAUGUAAAUACAAUUUGAAAGAAAUGUAGUCGUAGUAAAAUACAAAAUCCUUUUACUUUAUCUCGCCAAAUGAUCUUUAAUCUUUAAACAGGAAAAAAUAUUAUUAACAUUAACAUUUUAAAGAUGAAUUUUUUUAGCAGUUUCCAAACCAUGACCAGCUGGAAUUAUUACACGCAAAAGUGGUGCAUUCAAAAAAAGGGAGGGGGGGGGAGUUUGAUAGUAGAUUUUAUUCUUUCAACACGUGAUUUACAACGUGGAUUUUAGCUAACACAGCAGCUAUUGGAGGUUUUCGAAAAGUGCAGAUGCACAUUAUUUCGAAUUCACUUUCACACACGAAUGUAGAGGUGCUUUUAUCUUUAUAUCAAAAUAAAACUGCCUUUAUUUUUGAAUUAAAACAUAAGAUCAUAUAUUUUUAAAACUAAAAUGGCAAUUAAAAAAUUAAUUUUAAAGGUGCGCAUUAAUGAAAUUUAUCAUAUACAUUAAUACAAAAACACUAGAAAUCAGCAAAUUGUAAACAGAUAUUCGUUACAAAAAAAUAAAUUAAUGGUGUAUACUUUUUAUUACAUAAAUAUUUUUAACAUUAAUAUAUCUUUAAAAAUGUUUUUAUUAUCAAAUGGUGGCAAAUUAUCAUGUGUGUUGAAGGCUACGUUAGUAGAAUAAUAAGUUUCUGUUUGAUCGUUUUCUUUCAGAUGACAAUGAUAUUACCCAUAGUUCCUUUUUAUAGCUUUUCUUAUCAUGUUUGUAUAUGUUAUUGUUUAUUGAUAUUAACUCAUUUACUAAAAAGAUUUCUUUAAAGAAAGACUUUAUCAUAUUUAUUAACCGAAAAUAUUACCAUGAUGAACAGGCAAAUAUUCAUUAGACUAUGGCAUUUUAUGAGAAUUUUGUUGUUGUUGUAAUUGUUCCAUUUGUGAGGCAGCAGUUGUUGACAAACUUAAAUGCUGAGAUUUAUAUUUGGCACAGUUCACAUAUACUUUUCCGUACAUUAUCUAUAUUGUUAAAUAUUUUGUAAAGAAAACCAUUUAUUCAUCGAAGGAAAAAUAACCUUUGGAAGAUAAAAUAUUGAACUUAUUGACGUUUUGUCACGACAGCAAGAUAAAUCACUCAUUAACCUAAAUUCUAAUAUUCACUAUGAAAGUGUUAAAAAGAAAUAUGUCACGCUAUCUAUUCUAUUUUAUUGAUGAACUAAUUAUGUUUCACGAGAGGAUUAAUAUUGUUAAUUCUAAUAAUCUCUUUCAGAAAGAGGAUAUGACAAUUGUGGAACAUAAUGGCACUUAAUAAAAAUCUUCCUAUUUAAUAAAAAUCUUCACCAUCUUUUGUAUAAAAAAUUAUUACUUUAUGAGUUUUAGAUUCCAAUAGAAAUAAACAAUUUAUUCGGGAUUCGCCAUUUUGUUUUCUCAAGUGCAGUUUACAAGAGUUUAAAGCAUUACCUCAAGCCAUUUUCAGAAUCUUUUAAAUCACGCUCAUUUUCGUUCUUCCCCUUACUGCUGAAUGAAUAAUAGCAUUUGGUCAAGCGUCAUGGAUGACUUCAUUUCGUUCACACGGAAAUGCGUGACUUAAAUAACAGACGGAAGAAUACGAUUAAUAGUGUAUAUUUGAAACGAAUGAAGAAUGCUGCAAUCUUAUAUAUGUAUAAGCAAUAAAUACGUGUUUAUAAAAAUGUUAAAUUUGUUCCUUGAAAAUUUUAUGAUAUAAAAUGUUUUAAGCUGCAAGUAUUUUGUUGAAAAAAGAAUUAUAUCAAAUUAAAACAAUCUGUGAUGAAAUUUGCUACAAAAUAAAAUAAUAGUUUAUUGUUAUUUAUUCAAAUGUUUGAAAAUGAAUUUUGAAUUUUGCUAAAUUCAAAUCUUUUUGUGAAUAUGUAAGUAUAAAAUGCAAAAUAAAUAACAUAAAAAUUUUAUACAUUGAAUAAAAUUAUGUAAUUUGAAAAAAACCAGUUAUAAUAAGAGAUAUUUGUUAUUUAUUU